Anopheles marshallii is the source of this 510-nucleotide messenger RNA. RefSeq lists its product as uncharacterized. The record is from RefSeq and is a predicted model, not a curated record. Lineage: Eukaryota; Metazoa; Arthropoda; Insecta; Diptera; Culicidae. Bases 1 to 510 code for a protein of 169 amino acids. The transcript is spliced from 4 exons.
AUGGUUUGGCUAGAAUCCUGUUGGUCGCCAUUUAUUUGGUCAAAUUCCGUCAAAUCCGGAAGCUAUGCAGUAGCCGCGUACACUGUGGCCAUUUCGAUCGUGUUGAUAACGAUGGUAACAUACAACCUGCUGGGAGGAGACUCAUCUCAGCUAUAUUCACCGCUGUUUGAGACCGACAUUCGUGACUCAAUGCAGGUGGUUGGAGGAUUUUUCAUCCUGUACUUUAUUCUGCUCAUAUUAUCUGCUGGUGGGAUUUGCUAUUCGUUAAAAACCACAACCCGUGGUUGGAUGUUACCGUGGCUGUCGCUGUUUGGAAUAGCGAUUCUAUUCCAGCUUGUGUUCGGCUUGUGGCUAAUUGGUGGCUAUUACAUUUAUUUGCAGCAAACUCUCUCGAGUCUGAUCCUUUGGGUGUGGAUGGCCUACAAUAUCUACUGCUGGAUGUGCGUGUACUCGCAGUAUCAGAUAUUUGAAAAUCUUCAAUCACCAAACAUUGAGCUAUUAAUGCCUUGA